Molecule: messenger RNA, 5278 nt
Organism: Biomphalaria glabrata
Lineage: Eukaryota; Metazoa; Mollusca; Gastropoda; Planorbidae
Product: MORC family CW-type zinc finger protein 3-like
Exons: 14
Coding region: 285-2522 (745 amino acids)
Cellular component (GO): nucleus
Molecular function (GO): ATP hydrolysis activity; zinc ion binding
Source: RefSeq, a predicted model, not a curated record
CUGGAAAUCAUCAUUGUCAUUAUCAUCAAGUUCCAUUUGAGUCAGGGCUUCGAGAGGCUUAAAUCCUCUCUUGCAAAAGCCCGGGACAGAAACCCUGCUGUCUUGCGACAAUCAGUAGAAAAUUUUUACAUUCCAACUCCACAAGUCAUGUCUGGGCUUUUGGUGCAUUUGCAGAACUAAUAGAUAAUGCGUAUGAUCCAGAUGCACAAGCAUCUCAGAUACAUAUAGAUAGAAGAGUUAUUGAUGAGAAAACAUGUUUGCAGUUUUUAGAUGAUGGAGCUGGAAUGAACAAGGAAAAACUUUUAGAAAUGUUAAGUUUUGGUUAUUGUGAAAAAGAUGAAUUCAAUGACACAGACAACCAUAGGCCAGUUGGUUUAUAUGGGAAUGGUUUCAAGUCUGGUUCAAUGCGCUUAGGAAAAGAUGCCAUCGUUUUUACCAGACGACGUGAUACAGCAUGUAUAGGAUUACUAUCACAGACUUAUCUGGAUGAUAUAAAGUCAGACUCAGUAAUUGUGCCAAUUCUAGAGUAUUCUGCAUCUAAAGACUCUUUGCGAAGGAGUAGAGAUGUCAGUGAAAACAAUGUUGAUGCCAUUCUGAGAUAUUCACCAUUUAAAAGUGAGAAUGAACUUCAAGAAGAAUUAAAUUCUCUGAAGGAGUUUACUACUGGAACUAAAAUAAUUAUCUACAAUCUCAAGAAGUUACAGGAUGGAAGAGAAGAACUUGACUUUGAUAGUGACCGUAGUGACAUUCUGUGUCCAGUUUCUUACCUCAGAGACACUAGUGAUGCAGACUCUCGUCCUGUACAAUAUAUUCCUAACUAUAAAAAGUCUCUUAGAGAGUACUGCAGUAUUUUAUACUUAUGCCCCAAAAUGAAAAUAAAAAUUCAAAAUGAAUGGGUGAAGUCAAGGUAUAUAUCCAAGACACUGCACAAUACAGAACGACAACUGUACAGGCCAAAUUGGCUGGAAGAAAACAGAAAAAGCGUCAUGAUAAUACUAGGUCAAUCCUGUGAAAUAGACAGCAAAGAAAAUUAUGGCUUUUUGUUGUAUCAUAAAAAUAGAUUGAUUAAACCAUAUCUGAAAAUUGGAUGUCAAAAGCAGGCUAAUGAAAAAGGUGUUGGCAUUAUUGGUGUAGCAGAGCUAGACUUUUUAAUACCAACUCAUAACAAACAAGAUUUUGUUAGAGAUGAACAUUACAACACUGUGUUGAAUACACUAUCUUCUCGACUCAAUACAUAUUUAAGUGAUCAAAAUGAUGUGGCAGAUGUCCCUCUACCUGAUUGGACUUGGGCUCAAUGUGAGACCUGCCUUAAGUGGCGCCGCUUACCAAAAGAUAUAGAUCCAGCAUCACUACCAAAAUUGUGGUAUUGUCACAUGAAUCAGGAUGUUUACUACAAUCGUUGCUUUACUGAACAAGAACCAGAAGAAGAAACACCAAGGAAAAGCAAAAGAAAAAAGGGAAGCUCACAAUGUGGAGAGAGAGAAAAUGGUACAUCUUCAAAAAAACUAUUUUCAUCUCAGCCAGAAACCUUCCAAGAAAAUACAGAAAUUACAGUUGGUGGUCGAAACACAAGGUCAAAGGGGAAAAUAGCAAUGCCUCUUGAACCACCGCAACCUAAUCAUGAUGAUGAUGAUGAUGCUGGUGAUGAUGUUGCUAAUGGUCAAGAAAGCUCAUCAACUGUUAAGAUACCUAAUAGAAAAGUUGCUAAACGAAAACUUAAAAUUUCUGCGCCUAAAUCAAUUACUAAAAUGUCAAAUAUACAGAAAGAAUUGAGUAGUUCUAAAGGUUCUAGCACUAAUUUAUGUAGUUCUUCCAAUGGAAAGUCUCCCAAAAGAAAAAUCAUAUCUGCUGACAAAAAUUCAGAGCAGCCUCAGUCAUCUAAAAAUAUCGUUGUUAAUGGUGAUGAUUUACAAGCAACAGGCAUCAUUAAGAAAUUUACUCAGAGAAAUAUUAAGUCUUUACAAAAAUCAAGGAACAUUGAAACCCAGUCUCUGAAUGCUUCCCAAACUGUAAACACAAGAUCUUAUGUAGCAAAACCUUGUACCAAUGACACUGGCUUUAGUGAAACAGACAGCAACACUUUAGAUGAUUCACAAGGUAUGACACAAAAUACUGGUGAUGACACAGGCACAGAGACACAAGAACCAGAGGAGCAUGAUGUUGUUGUUGUUGAUGAUGAUGAUGACUUUGAUUUCAACAGUUUACCCUUAAAAUGUAGACCUAUAAUAAAAUCAGAGCCUGUGACUAGUGAAGAGACUAGUCCUAAGCAACCAGCUGAAACAGAGGAGAUGGAAAGAGUUGCAGGCAGCUUUGAAGAUAGCAGAGAAGAAAAAAGUGAAGACCUGACAGAAGUUUCAAGAGAUUCUUCCCAUGGAGAGAUAAAACUGACACCCUUUCACUACAAAGUUUACAGACUUUUAAAAUAUUUAGCCCCCUCUACAGAAUUUGGUGACACAUCUGAGGUGGAGGAUAUAGUUAAUAAGUUGCUGGAAAACUUUGAAAAUUCGGAGAAUAUGAACUAGAGUUCACUUAGCUUUAAACAUUUGUUUCAACUUCAAUACAGUCUAGAAUAUUUUUGUUAUGAAGAAAUUUAUUUAAAAAAAAACAUUUUUGAUAAAUGGUAAAAAUUUAAGGGAGAAAUUUUUAAAAAUUAUAGUUCAAAUUAGAAUUUUUUAUUUACAAAUGUAAAACAUAUUCACUCUUUAAAUGUAAUAUAGGUUGGUUGUUUUAUCCCCGAGAUUGUGUGAUCCUUGCUAGGAUACAUUCUAGUAGUCUAGAGCUUCUGAAUACAUCAAGAGCAGGACAUAAGUCUUGUUUUAAUUAAUUGUCUUCCGUUAAAAGAUAUUUCUUUUAGAUAUUUAAACAUUGUGCCUUUAUGAUCUUUUUUAAGAAGUAUUUAAUCUGAUUCAUUUAUUUUAAAGUGGUUCAUUUUUAUUUAUUUAAUGACAAAAAAUGGGUUUUUCUAAACAUAUUAUUUGCUUCUACUAUAAUUUGACCCAGUAUUAAAUGUUUUGGGCUCUAAUGUUGACUCUUUUUUUCUCAUCAUUAUGCCAUUUAUUUUGGACCUCUGCUGUUUUUAAUGAUUUGCUCAAAGUAAUGCCUUAAAGUCAUUCAUUCAUGAUCUGCCAUUUCCAAUGUCCCAUGUAGUAUUGUCUUUUGAAAAGACAGUUUAAUCUUGUCUAAUGUCCGUGUUAUUUAAUCUUAUAUGUUUCAAAUUCUUGCACAGAUAUUUUUUGAUGUUCCCAAUAUGAAAUCUCAUUGUUAUGGCAUUCUUUUUUUUUUUUUAAAGUUUGAAAUGUUGAAACUUUUUUGGAAAUCUUUUUUUUUUUUAAGUGUUAUUUAAAAGAGUAUGAAACAUUAAAUGAAAGCUGACAUACCAAGCAUGGUGGCUGAGUGGUUAAGAGCUUGGCUUCCGAACGUAGGGUCCUGGUUUCAAAUUUCGGUGUAGACUGGGAUUUUGAAUUUCAAGAUCUUUAGGGUGCGUCUGAGUUCACCCAACUCUAAUGGGUACCUGACUUUAGUUGGGGAAAGUAAAGGUGGUUGGUCUUUGUGCUGGCCAUUGUAUAGGUCAAAGAAACAGAUGACCUUAACAUCAUUUGCCCUACAGAUUGCAAGGUCUGGAAGUGAAACUUUACUUUUUUACAUACCAGGGACCAAUUGUCUCUUUUGUUCCUAGAAAUGUUUUGUUGUCAUGCCCAAUGGUCUUGAUAUUGCUUUCAGAUGGAGUUGAGAUGUUCUGGCCUCAUUUUGUUUUAUAGUUGGCAAGAGUAGACCUCUUCAAAUUGUGUUGUUAUUACCUGUAUGUCAGCCAUUAUACCAAUAGAUUUUCACUCGUUUUUUUUUUCUGCUGAUUUCUCAACUAAAUGCUGACAAUUUCCUCUAGAUCUUUAAGUUCAUAAUUGCCUACUUUGCUGCCUAUGUUAUAAUGGUUUGUGGUCAUUCUUUCAGUGAUAUUGGAAACAUAAAUCUAUCAUAUUAUGGCCAUAGAAAUAAUAUUGUUACUCCUACCAUUGGUAAGGCUAUUUAUUCAUGCAAAUUGAUUUUUUAUUUUGCUUCUAUAAGUUUUAGUUUUUUUUAAAUUGUCCUGUACAAUGUGCAAUAUUUACUCUCUUAUAUUAGAGUGUUACAGAGAAAUAAAAAAAAAAUAUAAAGAAAACCCCACAAGACCAAAAAUUAAGACAAAGAGCUUUGUCUUGAGGAUUUCCACUAUCUAUGUUUCUUGUAUCUAUUUAUUUAUUUAUCACUGUUGAAGAAAAUAUGUAUAGGCCUAUGUUAGAUUGGGAAUAUAGUUAUUUUGAAGAAAUAUUUCAAUUCAGAAUUAGAUUCGUUCUGUUUUUUAAGGAUAAAAUUGUGUGCUUAAGAGAUUUAAAUUCCUAUAAUUGUGAACCUUUAUUAAACAAACCACUUUUAAUUUAGAUUGUAUGCAACUAGACAAAAAAGUUGAUGAAAGGAAUAUUUUCUACUCAUCAUUUUUAUUUAAUAAAUUUAUCUAUCAACAUUGCAUUUUGAUAUUGUUCUGAUUUUACUUGAAAUAUACAACACUGGUAUAUAUUGCAUAUAUUCAGAUUUGCCCCUCUGUGUCGAGAGAGAGAGAGAGUGAGUGGUUGUACUUAGAAGGUUUUCAAUUCACUGGUGUGCCUACUGGGAACUCUUGCAACUGAGUAUGUCAUGUCUAGUAUUUCUUACAAUAACACAAGAAAUGUCAAAGGGUGAGGAGGGGGGAGCAAUAACAAAAAGUCAACUUUUAAUGUUUCAAAAAAGUUGUAAUGUGAUUCCUUAUUCAAUAAUUAUUCAUUAGUGUACCACUAACUGGCUCCAAUUUGUCUCCUUUACCCAUUCUGUUAUUGUUGACUUUCUGGGACCAACAUCUGAGCUACUUUAGACUGGUUGUCACCAUUCCAUUUCAUAGGCAGUGGAUUGUUGAUAACCACACAACCAUUUUCGGUACUUACUAGGUUACUGAACGAUAUUAUUUGAUUAAUAUAUGUGGCGAAACAAUGGCGGAAGUUUUUUUUUUUCUUGAUUUAUUUAAUGAUCAUUGAAUGAGCAUCUGUGUACCACUACGUAUUUUUUGUUCUUUUAUUUUACACUUGGCAAUAUAGGCUGUGUUUUUUAUUAAGAGAAUGUGUUCUCAGUUCUGUUUACAUUGUAUACAUUCAACUUAUAAUCGCUUAGCUUAAUUUACAUCUUUCAACUGUUGUAUUUCAUAGAUCAUAUUGGAAAGGUCUAUAUCAUGUACACAAUAAAUAUAAGGACAUACGUACUUACAAGAAAUCUA